Messenger RNA from Cercocebus atys (sooty mangabey), 1868 nucleotides. RefSeq names its product cyclin-dependent kinase 10 (gene CDK10). Gene Ontology annotation, biological process: regulation of mitotic cell cycle; protein phosphorylation. Bases 38 to 1183 code for a protein of 381 amino acids. Lineage: Eukaryota; Metazoa; Chordata; Mammalia; Primates; Cercopithecidae. Gene Ontology annotation, cellular component: nucleus. Gene Ontology annotation, molecular function: cyclin-dependent protein serine/threonine kinase activity; ATP binding. The transcript has 13 exons. The record is from RefSeq and is a predicted model, not a curated record.
GCGCCUGCGCGCACAGGAGGCGUGGCCAGCGCUGGGCAUGGCGGAGCCAGAGCUAGAGUCGGAGCAGAUCCGUCUGAAGUGUAUUCGUAAGGAGGGCUUCUUCACGGUGCCUCCGGAACACAGGCUGGGACGAUGCCGCAGUGUGAAGGAGUUUGAGAAGCUGAACCGCAUUGGAGAGGGUACCUACGGCAUUGUGUAUCGGGCCCGGGACACCCAGACAGAUGAGAUUGUCGCGCUGAAGAAGGUACGGAUGGACAAGGAGAAGGAUGGCAUCCCCAUCAGCAGCCUGCGGGAGAUCACACUGCUGCUCCGCCUGCGUCACCCCAACAUCGUGGAGCUGAAGGAGGUGGUUGUGGGGAACCACCUGGAGAGCAUCUUCCUGGUGAUGGGUUACUGUGAGCAGGACCUGGCCAGCCUCCUGGAGAAUAUGCCAACACCCUUCUCGGAGGCCCAAGUCAAGUGCAUCGUGCUGCAGGUGCUCCGGGGCCUCCAGUAUCUGCACAGGAACUUCAUCAUCCACAGGGACCUGAAGGUUUCCAACUUGCUCAUGACUGACAAGGGCUGUGUGAAGACAGCGGAUUUCGGCUUGGCCCGGGCCUAUGGCGUCCCAGUAAAGCCAAUGACCCCCAAGGUGGUCACUCUCUGGUACCGAGCCCCCGAACUGCUGUUGGGAACCACCACGCAGACCACCAGCAUCGACAUGUGCGUGCCUCGCGGUGGCGGGGUCAGCAGAGGUCUGGCCGCAGUGAGGUCCGCUGUUCUCCGCAGGGCCGUGGGUUGCAUCCUGGCCGAGCUGCUGGCGCACAAGCCCCUUCUCCCUGGCACUUCUGAGAUCCACCAGAUCGACUUGAUAGUGCAGCUGCUGGGGACGCCCAGUGAGAACAUCUGGCCGGGCUUUUCCAAGCUGCCGCUAGUCGGCCAGUACAGUCUCCGGAAGCAGCCCUACAACAACCUGAAGCACAAGUUCCCGUGGCUCUCGGAGGCCGGUCUGCGCCUGCUGCACUUCCUGUUCAUGUACGACCCUAAGAAAAGGGCGACGGCCGGGGACUGCCUGGAGAGCUCCUACUUCAAGGAGAAGCCCCUACCCUGUGAGCCGGAGCUCAUGCCCACCUUUCCCCACCACCGCAACAAGCGGGCCGCCCCGGCCACCUCUGAAGGCCAGAGCAAGCGCUGUAAACCCUGACGGUGGGCCUGGCAUACGCCUGUAUUCCCACACCAUGUCUUCCGGGCGGCGGUGUCCGUGAAGGGUGCUAGGAGCUGACGAGGUGCCUGGGACCCAGCUCAUCCCCUUGACUGACUUCCUCCACUGACUUCCUCCCACUGUCUGCCCUGAACCCACUACUGCCCCCAAAAACAGGCAGGGCAUGGAUGCAGGGUGACACGGGGGCAUCCUGGAAGGGCGGGUCUGGCGGCCCCAUCCAUGGCCGCAGGGGUCCUGCUGUGUUGGAAACAUGGGACCACUGAGGGGUCUCGUGCGGCUCUCCUCCUCGCUGUACUGGAAGCACGGGACCACUGCUUCUUGGGAGGAGUGGCGGCUGCAGUCCCCCCACUGUCUUUGAGUUGUGGUGGACGCUGGCAUGGGAUCAGCGGGCCCAGAAGACCUUUGUAUCCCCCCUCAGUUGCCCGGGGUGCCCUGUGCAUGGGUCAGCUGUGGUGACCCCAGGUGGGCCUGGCAGGACUCCAGAUGAGGACAAGAGGGACAAGGUGUGGGGUGGGAGCCACAAUUGAGGAUGCCCCAAGACCACCGAGAGCCCUGGGCUGGGGGCUGAGCUAUAUCCCUGCUCCCCACGGGGGCCCCAACAGGGGGUCAUGGCUCAGAUGCUGAGCAAAACUGUAGGCUCUUGUUGGAUAAAAGCUUUCUUAACAGA